This is a messenger RNA of Carassius gibelio (silver crucian carp), 2641 nucleotides long. RefSeq names its product C-type lectin domain family 4 member E-like. The transcript has 7 exons. NCBI's taxonomy places the organism in Eukaryota, Metazoa, Chordata, Actinopteri, Cypriniformes, Cyprinidae. The coding region runs from base 1621 to 2403 and encodes 260 amino acids. The record is from RefSeq and is a predicted model, not a curated record.
CUCACAAUUACAUUUAUUAAUAAUUGAAAAUGAAGAACGGAGAUGUUUAAUGGUACAAAGACUCUUGGAGGAUCCUGAAGAUGUUAAAUUUUUAUGACAAAUUACAAACUGCUGUGCAACAUGAUAUUACAGUUAGCACAGGAACGGCAACAAGCAUCACAGAGACCAACAAUGCAUCUCUGCUAUACGGGAGCGCGCGCUCUUCCGGCAGACACGCACUCAGGACCCAUAUAAGGAAAUUCCGCUCCAUCUAACGUCACACAGAGCCAUACUCGAAAAAAACUUUCCGAAACUUGUGACAAACCGGAAGGAGUAUUUUGGGAACAGAAAUACUCCUUCAAACCUACAACUUAAUUUUUGAAACUUUGUCCAUGUUUAGCAUGGGAAUCCAACUCUUUAACAGUGUAAAAAACUCAGUAUGCAUGAAAUAGAGUUUCACAAUUUGAGUUGAAUUACUGAAAUAUAUGAACUUUUCCACAACAUUCUAAUUUAUUGAGAUGCACCUGUAUUGUGAAUUGUAUCUUGGCCGAGUGACCCAGAUAACUGGAAAGAAGAUGAAUCCUUCAGGAGAAAACUGUGCUAGUCUGGGAAUUUUUUUAUUAUUAUUAUUAUUAUUAAUAGUUUGACAAUUCUUGCAAAAUGCAGAAAAUGUUCAUACAUGAAAAAAGUACAUUCACCCUAAUUGAUGAUAACUAAAAGAAGAAACACCGUAAAUACACUUAGAUUGACGUUCAUCGUAUUCAUGCUUUUUCAAUAGUGAGCCUUCAUUCAGGAUCUUUAACAGAUCAGUGCUUAAACAAUAAAAGAAAGCCUUAAAUCUUUUAAUUUUUAAUCUGCAGUUUUUAUUGUCCGAAACCUUUCUUUUAUUUAGAUUAGUCCCCUUUGGUCACAUUCUACUCUUAAAAAAGUAAAAAAGCAUGCAGCCCAUAUAACGCUAGGGUCUACAAGAUUGUCGCUGAAUUCCAGUGACAAUUUCUUUUAAACCACUGCAACCAUGUCCUCUGUGUCUGAUACAAACUGUCUUUUCACGCUCACUCUUGGCACUCUUAUUUCAGAUGCUUUUCUCUUUGAAAUGACCUUACUUCCCUAAAAUUUUACAGGGGAAAUAGAGUUAUACAGUUUUCAUAUUGUAUAGUUUUCAUUUUCAUUGUGAAACCUCAGAAAAUGAUAGGCCUAACAAGAAGCAAUAGGAUUAUUAAUUUGUGAUAUACUAAAGGUGCUGAUUACAUAAAGAUGAAUGGCACAUUUUAUAAACUUCGGAAUCAAAAAUCAAAGCCAGAUAAAUGCAGUAUGUAAUUAUCUGACUGAAAUGUUUUUGUGCAGUCUGAGGUGCAAAAACAAAAUAGAAAACUGCUUUAAUAGAAGAGACAAUCCCAAUGCAAUAAAUAAGGCAAGUGCACAUAGCAAAUAAAUAAGGCAAUGGGUAUUUUUAAGGCAUAGUUGUCAUUAGACUUCUUUCAUUUCAGCUUUUGGAAAUGUUUUCAUAUUUAGCCUAGUUUUAUUUAUUUGCUGCUCCACUGUCUGCCAAUGAUUGUUUCCUGUGCUACACUGAUGUCUGUUUAAAUAGUCUGUUGGACUUCCUUAACAGUCAGUCACUCAGACAUCUGCCAGUUUAAUGAAAUGGAUGUAAUCUAUUCAAAUUCUGAACUCGUAGGUUCAACAACUGCUUCAAUUAACAAAUGCUCCCAGUACAAAGGCCAGGAGACCCUCAAGAAAGAAGUGACUGUUCAUAAACGGAUUAAAGUUCUUCUGAUAGUUCUCAGUGUCUGUCUGGUCUUUGCUUUCGGAGGAGUUUGUACUCUGGCGAUACUUCUUACACAUGCUACACAUGUUGCUUUUUAUAAUCCAAACUUCAAUAUGUCUGUGUCUGAUCAGGACCACAAUGCCACAGAUUACAAAGCACAGUUUGAUGCGCUUCAUAACCAGCAUGAGGAGACGCUUAGAAAGCUGAACAGAUUAAAUUACAGUACGGGUUGUGCUCUUUGUGCCGUCCACUGGGUUCAUUCUGGAGGAAAGUGUUACUACUUCUCUACAGUCAACAUGAACUGGACACAGAGUCGAGAUCACUGUGUGACUUUAGGAGGACAUCUAGUGAUCAUAAACAGCAAAUCAGAACAGGAUUUUGUUACUUCUAACGUUAAAGUAUCCCAUUGGAUUGGUCUCAAUGAUUUGGACACUGAGGGUCACUGGGUUUGGGUGAACAACCAGCCAGUUAAUGAUUCAGUAGAAUUCUGGAUUAAACGAGAGAACGGAAUCAGAGAGCCUGAUAACUGGACUAAACACCAUCCGGAUGGUGAGGACUGCGCUGGUCUGGGACGUUCUAUCAGAGACACAGAUUUCUGGUCGGAUGCUUACUGUUUUCUAGAGAAAAGAUUUGUGUGUGAAGCUCCUGCAGCAGUUUAGUUCACCGCUCCCGAAUAGAUUUUGGCCAAUUGCUCAUUACUACUUUUUAAUGAAACAUCUGUAAGCUUCGCAUGAAAUGUAAAGCAGUUUCUGCUUUUAACACACACACAUAUAUAUUGUUUUUUCGAGUUGAAUGCCACCACAAAGUCGUAAUCACAAAUAAGGAACUUUCUUUGGGCCCAGGGCUUCCAGGUUGUGGGCAUGUUUGUGAAAAAAUAUGGCAUCUGUAUUAUUGGUA